This is a messenger RNA of Mus musculus (house mouse), 2684 nucleotides long. It is a transcript of the gene Erfl, whose product is annotated as ETS repressor factor like. The transcript has 6 exons. Gene Ontology annotation, biological process: DNA-templated transcription; regulation of transcription by RNA polymerase II; regulation of DNA-templated transcription. Lineage: Eukaryota; Metazoa; Chordata; Mammalia; Rodentia; Muridae. The record is from RefSeq and is a predicted model, not a curated record. The coding region runs from base 1137 to 2195 and encodes 352 amino acids. Gene Ontology annotation, cellular component: nucleus. Gene Ontology annotation, molecular function: DNA-binding transcription factor activity; DNA binding; sequence-specific DNA binding.
UGGGAAUGGGAACAGGACAUACUAGAGUGUGACUAUUUGGGGGUUGGGGCUGAAGGCUGACUUGAGCUUGGGUCUGGGUAUUUGAGCCUGAGGAGGCUGGACAUUUAGGAUCAGAGUACCAUGGGUUUUAAAGGUCAAGACUGGAGCUUAGAGACUAGAGUCGGGGAUAUUUGGUGCUGAAGCCCCAGCUCUUUGGAGAUGGAGUUGACUCGUCGGGGAUGGAGGUCAGGACUGGGGUUGUGGAUGCUUGGGACUGAGGAUCAGCGCUGAGAUUUGGAUCAAGGAGAGAGAGAAAGGAGGUCUGGAUUGGGGCUGGAGUUCAAGUCUGAGAGUCUACAAAACUGUAUCUGCAUAUUUGGCGUGAGAGAUCACAGGAUCUAUGGGAAGAAUAUUGGAGCCAGACCUGGGGUCAGCCCAUUUGGGAGCAAGAAGUGCCUAGACUCGAGCUUUGGUCUGGGGAUGUCUUGGACCCCCUGUGUAAUUCAUCCUUGGACCACCUCUGCCAUAUCUUCACUGCCCAAGUAUCUCUUCACUGUCUCUCUGUCUCUGUCUCUGUCAGCAUCUCUGCAUCUCCUUCCAGCUCUCCAAGGAACCAGGAGCGACUAACUCCCAGGAUCUGUCUCUCUAACUCUUUAUCUCUGUUUCUCACAACACCACUCUUACCUCGGUGGCACUAACCCUUAGACUACCCCUCCCAGAUUCCCUGUGCCUAUAUCUCUCCCACGCAGCAUCUCUCUGUCUCUCACUAUCUCUCCGUCUCUGUCUCCCCCAGUAUCUCUGUCUCUGUCUCCCCCUCGCUGGUUUCCGCUCAGAUUAAGCCGGGGACCUAAUUCCAGGCCCAGGAUCGAAUUUUCUGGCAACAAAGGGAAAUAGCGAAUCGAUCGGUCGCUCCGGAGAUUAAGAGACAAGCGGCGCGCGGAUCUAUCACGGCUAAACGGCCCCCCCGCCCGCUCCCCCCGCCCCGCCGGCCCGCGGAGGCCCAGACGCGCUCCGCAUCGCCAAACAGCCUCAGGAGCCCGAGCUGCCCGGCAGGCCCAGGCUUCCCCAAGCCCUGAGCUAGAGCCACGGGAGGAACCUGACAGCUCGAACUGGCUCCUGGGAAGACAGCACACCUGUGCUUCAGGGCUCGCUCUACCAUGGACUGUAGCUGUGUCUCGGACCUUCUCUUCGCCCCGCCUGCCCUGCCGGCUCUCUGGACCCCUGGGUUUGCCUUCCCAGAUUGGGCCUACAAGCCCGAGUCAUCUCCUGGCUCCAGGCAGAUCCAGCUGUGGCACUUUAUCCUGGAGCUGUUGCAGAAGGAGGAGUACCAGGGCGUCAUCGCCUGGCAAGGGGACUACGGGGAAUUUGUCAUCAAGGACCCCGAUGAGGUGGCCCGUCUAUGGGGCAUUCGCAAGUGCAAGCCCCACAUGAAUUAUGACAAGCUGAGCCGGGCCCUGCGUUACUACUACAACAAGCGCAUUCUCCACAAGACCAAAGGGAAGAGGUUCACCUACAAGUUCAACUUCAGCAAAGUUGUACUUGUUAAUUACCCACUGCUGGAUGUGGCUGCUGCUGCCACAGGCUCCCCUCUCUUGCUGACCCCUGGGCCCUUUGCUGGGGCACCUGGGCCAGAUGCUCCACCCCUGACCCCUGAGACCCUGCAGAACCUGUUCUCUGCCCCACGCCUAGGAGAGCCAGGGGCUCGGACACCCCUAUUCACCCCAGAGACGGAUAAACUACGUCUGGACAGCCCCUUCCCAUUCCUGGGUUCUGGUGCCACAGGCUACUCCAAGCCGCCCAGCCUGCUGGGUCCUUACGGCCGCGCCUUCCCUGAGUACCCCUGGAACUUCAACCCAUACCUCACCGGCCCCUUCCCCAAGUUGCCCCCCUCUCUCUACCCACCUCACUUCUACCCCAACCCUUUGGGUUCCCUGGGCCACCUGUCUGCUGCAGGAGCAGGGGGAGGGCCCAUGGCUGCACCCCUGCUUGCUGCGACAGGGGAGGGCCUGGGCCCUGAGCGCCCCUCCGGGCUGGCAGUGGCCCCUCGCCUGGCACUGCCAGGGGCUGGAGGCCCAGAGGCCACAUUGGCUGGGAAGGAGGACAGUGACUCUGAGCUGGAGGUCACGGAUGUCAGCGGCUGCAGCUCUGACAGUGAGGGCGAUGAGGGUCCAGUGUCCCCCAAGACCAAGUCAGGCAAAGGGGGGAACGGCAGCUGAGCAGGUGUAGGGUGGAUCCUGCUGGUGACCAGGGCAGUCAUCCAUGAAGCUUCUACAUGGUCUGCCCUUAACACUAGCGCAAGGCCCAGGGCCAGCCCUUGGCACCCUCCUGGCCAUUUCUAACCCCCAAGUGGAGGUCACACCUUCUCCAGAGUGGAGAGCAACAGGAUGGCCUCUAGUCUCCUCCCAGGUUCUGAUUUGAGGGGGAUAACCGCCUGGCCCCACUCUCAAAGUGCAAUACGGCGCCCAGCCUCCCCUGACCUCCUAUGUGCUGUGACCUGCGUGUUCGUGUGGCAGUGUCCCCAAUCCAGUGCCAGCCCCCUCUUGAAAUCCUCCCACACAGGUCCCCUUGGGGACAGGGAGAUCAGAGCAAUAACCCCGCCCCCGCCCCAGCCCCACCCAGGAGGGGCCCUCUCCCCACCGGCUCCCGUUCAGAUCCCACGGCCACCUCCAGAGUUUACUACAAAAAUAAAAGAACUGAGUGUGCGU